AUGGCGGCGGCGGCGGCGGGCGAGCCCCAACCUCCGCCCCCCGGGCCCCCCGGGCCCGCCGGCGGGGGCCUGCAGCCGCCCCUCAGCCGGGGGCUGGAGCGGGCCCUGGACGAGGCCGCCGGCGCCGGGGGGCUCAACCUCAGCGCCAGGAAACUCAAGGACUUCCCCCGCCCCGCCGGGCACGACCUCUCGGACACCGUGCAGGCAGAUCUGUCGAAGAAUAAAUUGACGGAAGUUCCAAUGGAAUUAUGCCAUUUUGUAUCACUGGAAACACUAAAUCUUUAUCAUAACUGCAUCAAAGUUAUACCAGAAGCCAUCAUCAACUUGCAGAUGCUGACUUACUUAAAUUUAAGUCGAAAUCAGCUGUCAUCCAUGCCAGCCUCCCUGUGUGGUCUCCCUCUCAAAGUCUUAAUUGCCAGUAACAACAAGCUGGGAUCUCUUCCAGAAGAGAUAGGGCAACUCAAACAGUUAAUGGAACUGGAUGUCAGCUGCAAUGAAAUCACAGCUUUACCACAGCAGAUAGGACAACUGAAAUCUCUAAGGGAAUUGAAUGUCAGAAGAAAUUACCUCAAGGCUUUACCUCAAGAAUUAGUAGAUCUCCCUUUGGUGAAGUUUGACUUUUCCUGCAAUAAAGUCCUCGCAAUCCCAAUUUGUUUUAGAGGGAUGAAACAGCUGCAAGUAUUGCUGCUUGAGAAUAAUCCCCUACAGUCUCCUCCUGCACAGAUCUGUAUAAAAGGAAAAGUGCACAUAUUCAAAUACCUGAGCAUACAGGCCUGUCAGAUGAAAACCACCGACUCGCUUUAUCUUCACACUAUAGAACGACCACAUUUGCAGCACCACGUGGAGGAAAGUAUUGAUGACAUUUAUCCCAGCAAAAAGGACUCUGAUUCAGGUGUUGGAAGUGAUAAUGGAGAUAAACGUCUAUCAGCGACAGAGCCUUCUGAUGAAGAUACUGUCAGCCUCAAUGUGCCAAUGUCUAACAUUGUGGAAGAAGAACAGAUAAUCAAAGACGACUCAUGUCCUCGCCUUAGUCCAGUGGAAUUUCACCAGGAGCCUCCUUCCCAUUUGACUAACAGUGAUAAUAGUGGAGAAGGAAGAAACCAAAUCACUGCUGGGACAGAUGCACUCACUACCGAAUUUAUGAGCUACAUCAAGGGCAGAACAGAUGGCUGUGAGGAAUUGUUACGAAUAGAAGAGGAUGCCCACUGGCAAACAGAAAGAAUAACAAGUUCAUCAGAUAAAAAGGACAUGGACAUAGCAAUGAUAGAUCAACUAAGAGAAGCUGUCGAUUUGUUACAAGAUCCCAACAGAUUAAGCACAGACAUUACGGAGAGAAGUACUGUGAAUCUCUAUCCCAUGGAAUCUGCAACUCCCUUAGAGUUACAAGACACCACAGUGAAUGGUCAAAUUCAGCUGGAGACCUCUCCCACGUGUCAGGAUGAAAAUGCAGAAGAAGAAUUAGAAAUUCUGACGAGAAGAGAAUUGCUCCUAGAGAAAACCAAGUCUGAAACCACAAGUACAUGUGAACAGUGUGAAAAUCAGCCCUUCAGUCAGGUGCAGCCCGAUCUGACAUCAAGGACCCAGUGUACUCAGACCGAGAAUAAAGAGAGACUACCUGCGGGCUCACCUACUGCCAACAACACAACUCCUUUUGGCCUGAAGCCCCGAUCGGACCCAUCCCUUUCUCUCCCUCCUAUCUCCUUCAACAACCUUACACAGGCACAAACAUGGGACAACUAUAGCUACAAUAUUCCAUCAGAAGGAGACAGUGAUGAUGUAUUCCUAAGACCCCAGAGGAAUUUGGAAUCCAUAGAUCCUCAGUUUACAAUUCGGAGAAAAAUGGAACAAAUGAGAGAAGAGAAAGAGCUUGUGGAGCAGCUUCGUGAGAGCAUCGAGAUGAGACUGAAGAUCAGCUUGCAUGAAGAUCUAGGAGCCGCUCUCAUGGAUGGGGUCGUCCUCUGCCACCUCGUCAAUCACAUCCGCCCCCGAUCUGUAGCGAGCAUUCACGUCCCCUCACCAGCAGUUCCCAAACUUAGCAUGGCCAAAUGCAGAAGAAAUGUGGAAAACUUUCUGGAAGCCUGCCGAAAACUGGGAGUCCCUGAGGCUGACCUCUGCUCUCCGUCUGACAUCCUGCACUUGGAUUUCCGUCCCAUUCGAAAGACCGUUGGCACCCUCCUGGCCCACGGGGAGAAAACCCCAUCAACUUCGGCUUGCGCCUGGGACCUAAUAGGCUUUUGUCUUUUCCACCUACUUUCCAUAGUUUUUAUGUAUGUAAUCUACCACUGGAGUACUCUGUCUGCAUAAUCUAUUCGCGUGCACAUUCAAAUGCUCCGCUUUAGCUGCCGUAUCACAGGUAUUUUCAUUUCAUCCUUCACCUUCCUUCGUCCCAACUCCUGUGACCUCUCUCUGUUAAUCUCGCGGCAGUAGAUCCCCAAGUAAGUUUGAGGGCGUUUUUUUGGUUUGGUUUUGUUUUUAAGGAGGACAAGAGUUAGAUUAAAGGCUAUUAAAUAUCCUGUUUUUCCAUUU
Molecule: messenger RNA, 2526 nt
Organism: Tachyglossus aculeatus (Australian echidna)
Lineage: Eukaryota; Metazoa; Chordata; Mammalia; Monotremata; Tachyglossidae
Gene: LRCH1
Product: leucine rich repeats and calponin homology domain containing 1
Exons: 21
Coding region: 1-2304 (767 amino acids)
Molecular function (GO): protein binding
Source: RefSeq, a predicted model, not a curated record